CCACCUUCCCCGCCGACGAGGGAGGUAAUACGCCUCCAUGAGCUCUCUCUUUGCCCCUAUUCAAAACUUGGUGAAGCACGCCUUUUGUCUCAUGGGAGAAAACGAGCCUCCGCUCCCGUCACGGGCAGAUCUGGCAAGAGCGAAGCAAGCUAUACUCGCCCGACACGUUGAGCAACUGCACCAGCCCCGACUCCUAUGUGCGCUCGCAUUAGGCAAUGAGAGUGAGGACAGGAAAUCGAGUUCGAUUGAGGAAACGAAAUCCAAAUCGAUGAAGGACUUGGUAGGGAUAGGCGUGCUUGCGACCACUAUGAGGGAGAUGGCUGUUUUGCUCUCCCAGUGGACGGGAGAGUGCGGGUUGCAGGUAGAGCAGGCGAAGGCUGCUUAUGCUGCUAGUGCGUUCAUCCAUUCUGCAGUCGAGUUGUCUACCACUGCCGAGACGUCCCCGGAGGAGAUCCACUGGCCCAUCACCCGCUUGGCGCUUAUGCAAUCCACAGCUAUGUACCUGCGCAAUCUGGACCGCGUCAAGUUGGCUAUUGCUGCGUCGGACGAGGGGGCGAGUGAAGCGCUGAAGGAGUCGCAGAAGGGGAUUGGGGAGCUUGCGCGCAGCUGGGGUUUGGAAUUUAUGGUUCUGUGCGACCUAGUGGAUGAUCACCCUCUCUCGCACUGGUACUGGGACGGCCCGUUUUGCGGGGCGUUCUACCCCUCUUUCCCGACUUUCUCUUCCUCCACACCAUUCAUUCUCCUGGCAUUCAAGGGGACGACACCGACCAACGUAGGGGAAUGGCUCGUCGACCUCGAUUUUGCCGCCGCUGUUCCGGCUGCCUCAGCAGGGGAAGGGGAAGGAGUAUGCUUUGGCGCUCCUGUGAGUAAAGGGGUUUCCCAGGCGCUGUUCGAGCCGUACGAUAUUGCGAAAAAGAAGGUUCCGUUUGAUUUGAUCAUUGAGGGUUUGAGGGAUUUGGCAUGUGCGCUCGGAGGAGGAAUCCGGAAUCCGGUGCCGGUUUACGUUACGGGUCAUUCCCUGGGCGCCUCCUACGCGACGCUCUUCUACGCCGAGGCACUACGCCGACCUCCGAACAAGGAGCCUUUCGUCCUAGUCGACCUACAUACGUUCGGCGCUCCCAGAGUCGGCCUCUCCCAAUUCGGCCUCUCCCUCUGCUCCCUCGUCGCAUCACGCAACGUCCACACGUGGAGAAUAGCCAACACCGGGGACUUGGUAACAUCCGUCCCGCCCGUGGUUAACGACGCCGGGCAGGAGUUCGAGCAUAUGGAUUGUGGCUUGCGGGUAGAGAAAGGCAAGCCAAGUAUGAAGCUGGAGAGCGAGCUCGGGAAGGGGGCGGAGGCGUGCGCAAGGGGAGGGGUCAUUGAUCAUGCUUGUGAGAGGUAUUGGGAGGCUCUGGGCUCGGCUGCUGGGAGGGGCUAG
Molecule: messenger RNA, 1420 nt
Organism: Dacryopinax primogenitus
Lineage: Eukaryota; Fungi; Basidiomycota; Dacrymycetes; Dacrymycetales; Dacrymycetaceae
Product: alpha/beta-hydrolase
Exons: 9
Coding region: 38-1420 (460 amino acids)
Biological process (GO): lipid metabolic process
Source: RefSeq, a predicted model, not a curated record